Salvia hispanica is the source of this 2013-nucleotide messenger RNA. The record is from RefSeq and is a predicted model, not a curated record. Lineage: Eukaryota; Viridiplantae; Streptophyta; Magnoliopsida; Lamiales; Lamiaceae.
CUGAGGAUCACAAGAUUGAUACAGAGAAACUGUAUUUAUUGUGGAUGGCGGAAGGCUUCAUUUCCUACCAAGAUAAAGAAGCUAAUGAGACUCUAAGAGAUGUGGCUCAAAGAUAUCUAAUAGAACUUGGUAUGAGGUGUAUGGUUCAACUGCAUGAAGCUGACACCUACACUCCACUUACGAAAUUUGAUUCGUGUGGGCUUCAUGAUUUAAUGCAUGAUCUCUGUUCUUCUAAAGCAGAAAAGGAACAGUUUCUGAUGCGCAUUGAUGCUUCCAAAUAUCUAACCGACAUUCUUUUACCAACUCGAAUAGCCAUCAGUUAUGACCCCAGUAGUAACCCAAGUAUAGAUGGGUUAAAGGAAGUUAGAGGUCUUAGAUCUUUUAUUGUUCUCCCAAAACACUAUUAUCCUAAACCAACCAUGGGCUUCAAAGAGAGUAUGGUUAACUUUAAGAUGUCGCAAUACUUGAGGAUAUUUGUGGUAGAAGGUUGUGAGUUUGAAGGGGGGAAAUUACCAAGCAAAUUUGUGGUAGAAGGUUGUGAGUUUGAAGGGGGGAAAUUACCAAGCAAGGUGGGUGAACUAAUUCAUUUGAGAUACUUGAGUUUGAGGAAUUCUAAUGUGAGAGAGCUACCAAAGUCUAUAUGCAGCCUGCCAUACUUGCAGACCUUAGAUUUGCGAGUAUUAUACAAUGUUGCUAUUAGAUUGCCAAAUGUGAUAUGGAAGAUGAAAAGACUAAAGCAUCUAUUUCUCAAUACUGGAAUAGAAGUGAUUGGAGGGGAGAAACUAAAACUAGGUGGGCUACAAGAGUUGGAGACGUUAGAUGAGAUCAGCAGUGAGACAACUUGCAUUGCAGAUAUCCCUACAUUGAUUAGUCUACAGAAGAUGUGUGUUGAAGUUGAUGUGAUGUGGAUAGCCUGUUAAUUGUAUUGAACAACAAAAACAGCCAAUUACGUGAGAGUUACCUUUCAGUUUACUCAUGUGAUUUCAGUUCGGAGAAAGGUAGAGAGGUUUUGAAUCACGGGUUGAUGUCUCCUUCGUUGGUUAGUUUGAAGAUAUGGGAAUGCAUUAUGAGUAGCAGUUUUCCAUACUACAAACCAGAGAUGUGUCAGAAUUUAGUAAAGUUGUGGCUUACAGAAUGCAAGGUUAAGGUAGAUGUGAAGGACUUUGGCAAGUAUCCCAUGUUGCAAGAGCUAUGGUUAGAUGAAGUCGAGAUGGAAGAAACAUUAACUUGCCACUCAAAUUCAUUUCCACGACUCCAGACACUUUAUUUAAGGAAUUUGCACGAUUUAAAGGUAUGGGAAGGUAGAAGAAGGAGCAAUGCCAAAACUUACUUCCUUGAAUAUGUGUGGGUGCCCCGAUUUAAAGAAGGUUCCAGAUGGUUUGAGAUUCUCCUCCUCUCUUCGAGACAUGCUUAUCUGGAAUAUGCCAAGAGAAUUCAUGGAGAGAGUAAAUGAAGAAGAUUAUGGGCCAUUUGUCAAGAAGGACAUUGAUAUGGAUCGUGUCUACAAAGAAUAAGCAGUGGUCGAUAAAAGAGGGUUGAAGCAAAGGUAAUCAAUUUGUGAGCAUACAUUCUAUACAUCAUAUACUAUAUAACUAAAUGCUACUCCAUAUACCAUCUUGACCUUGUGCUAUUUCUUUUUCAGAUGAUAACAAAAGUUUGAUUCCUAGUGAAGGCUCUCUACACUUGCUUAUUCGCAUUUAUUGCCUCAAUUGAUACUCCAUAAAACUUUCUUGAUUUUGUUUAUGUACUUCAUACAUUAAUAAUAAGGCUCUCCAGCGCACCUCCCGACUCACCACGACCCACCUACAUCAGCUCCAACACAUCCGCUCUAUUUUGUGUCUUGUUAUCGAUUCGGUUAUUUAUUUCCAUCCGGGUUUUCUUUGUGGUUCUUUCCCGGAUCAGAUUACGAGAGUCGAACCACAUAGGAUUAGGUUUGUUUUUCCAUUAUAAAAGACUCUUGUUGUUUCCGUUAUUUCAAUUGAGCAAUAACAGCUUAUCUUUUUAAAACUCUAA